Lathyrus sativus (Indian pea) is the source of this 1410-nucleotide messenger RNA. The record is from the annotation of a GenBank genome assembly. Lineage: Eukaryota; Viridiplantae; Streptophyta; Magnoliopsida; Fabales; Fabaceae.
AUGGUGUACUCAAACUCUAACUACACCCCCACUUACUACUCAACACUCCAUGAUUCAAUCACCUCUUUCUGCAAGACCAUUCUUCCUUUCAGCUUCAAGAAACGAUCUAUACAAUCUGCGGAACAUAAGCUCUCAAAGCUACAAUCUGAUAACCUUAAAUGGCAACAAGAUUCUUUUCACCAAGUUUUGAACUUGAUGGGUCUUCAUAAAGAAGGAAUUGUAGCUGAAACUGAAGUUUCAGCUUUCAAAACUCACUUGCUUGAAACCCUUAUCGCUUCGUCUUUGGAACAAGAGAAUCCGGUUAUAUUAAGAGACAAGCUUCUGUUUUUGCAGGAACUGCUUUAUGCUAAGUGUAUCUCUGAAGAGGAUUACCAUUCUUCGAAACGGCCAUUGUUGCAAAGAUUAGCGGUGCAAGGAGUUCAGAUUCAAGCUAAGGAUGUAAUCGCGGGGAAGUCGAAGGAUGUGAAAAAGAAUUCUGAAGAGGAGUGGUCCGUGAUUGAUUUGAAGGAUGAUAAGAGUUUAAUGAAUAAGGAGAAUUUGAAUUCUAAGGGAAAAUCGAAUCACGGGUCGGCUUUGAAACAGAUAAAGGGAUCGGUUUUGGGGUUUGUUUCUUCUAACAAGCAUGAAAAGAGUAUAUUUGAUUCACCUUCUUUGAAACAACAGAAUGAAGGUGUGUCAAUUCUAAUGGAGGAAAGUGGGCCUCCAGAACCGGGUUCGGAGAAGUCGAAGAGGAAACCGUUUAGGACUUUGUUUCAUAGGGAGCAGAGAGAGGGGUCUGAGGUAGAACAAAGAGGAGGGAAAUCAGUGAAAAAGCAAUGGGGGUUUGAUGGAUUUAAGAAAGGGAAGAAAGUUGAAUUGGAUGAUGAUGAAACAGCUCCUUUGCCUCUGAAUCAGAGAUCUGAUAGUGAGGCCUUCUCGGCUUCAUCUCAGUCUUUUGCAAGGGGUGUUGGGGAUGGACCAGACACCAAGUUGAUCAAGAAAAAGUUGCAUUCUGAUGGUGCCCCAUCUGAUUUUUUCAUAGACAAGGUUUUGGGAAACAACAUAAAGAAGGAGCUGUCAAGAAUUCAGACAGAACUUAGCAGCACAAAUCCAAAUCUUAAAUUUUCGAAUGAUCAAAUGGAAGCAAUAUCUACCAGGAUUCCGGUGGACAAGGCUGAUCUGAAAAACUACUUCCCCAAAUCAUGGUGUGACCGAUACGGUGAUGUUGUGUUGGAUGUGGUGAAAAAGGAAUUCAAAAACCAUGUUGAAGAAAUGGAAAACAUGCGCAGCAUAGCGAAAGAAAAACACAGUGAGAACUCGAGGCGAUGGACAACAUUUGAUGAUGAUGAGAAUAUGCAUCCGAAUCUUUUUGUUCAUCAUGACAAUUCGGUUCGCAGUAGCAACAUCAAUCCAUUUUCUCGUGAUUAUUGA